Ogataea parapolymorpha DL-1 is the source of this 321-nucleotide messenger RNA. RefSeq lists its product as uncharacterized. The record is from RefSeq and is a predicted model, not a curated record. The coding region runs from base 1 to 321 and encodes 106 amino acids. The transcript is spliced from 2 exons. Lineage: Eukaryota; Fungi; Ascomycota; Pichiomycetes; Pichiales; Pichiaceae.
AUGUCUGCGUUGGAGGUGGAUCUACUCAACGGCGACAAACUGCCGGUGACCAAAACAGAACUGGCAGACCAGCUGGACACGCUUUUCAAGGGCGAUGUUUCCGAGUAUGUCGAAAAUGUGCUAGCCAAGCUGACGCAAACAUCUUCCAAGUACAAGUAUGUUGUGAAUGCGCACCUGAUCGAUUCCAAGGAGGCCGAUUGCGGGAUCCAGUCAUUUUUUGGUGCCGCGUGGAAUAGUUCUACGGAUGGCACGGCUACGCUGAAAAAAGAGCUGGACAACGGAUGGCUAGUGGUUACCAUAGUUUUUCUACGGCGAGAAUAG